AUGAGGAGAUCAACGAGGAAAUCCUCCAUCGGAAUAGGAUUAGGAGUAGAAGAGCGCCUCAAUUCAAAUCCGCUUCCUAUUUUUCAACCAAUUGAAGAGUUAAGUAGAAUUAUAGUUGGAUUUUCUGGGUCAAGUAAAUUAAGAAACCCUUGUGCUGAGAUUCGGGUAACAGGGUCAAUUGUUCAUCGCAUGAACAAGAAAUUAAAACUUGAUGAAGCUUUUAUAUGCAUUUUUGAGGGUUUGCUAUACAAAUGUGUACAGAUUGGGAGUUUUAGUACAAGAUUUUCCUUGUCUUCGUUUGUUAAGCGGGUUGAGAAACUCACUGAUGAUCAAAGAAACGCAAUAAAGAAAGUGGGUUUUGGCAAUUUGCUUCUAAUACCUAAUCAGAUGCUGAGCAAGAAUUUGCUAGUAGAGUUGAUGGAGAGAUGGAAUUUUGAGGAACGUGGUUUUAUGCUGCUUCCUGGUAUAAUCAAAAUUACACUGAUGGAUGUUGCUUUAAUAUUAGGGAUACGUGUGACUGGUGAUCCGAUACUCCUUAGGGAGGAUGAAGCAUUUUCUGAUUUGGAAAGUGAUUAUGGCGCUGCUUUAUGGAAGAGAAAGAUAACAGUUGCAUCACUUGAAAGUAGACUUGAUUCACUAGGGGAACUAGUUAAUGAAGACUUUGUUAGGACGUUCAUACUCUUCACAUUUGGCACUGUUCUUUUUCCGAAUGCAAAUGGAAAAGUGGAUUCCCGUUAUCUUUCCUUCCUUAAAAAUUUGGAUGAUAUUGGUCACUUUGCGUGGGGUGCAGCUGUUCUAGAGGACAUUUUCAUGUGGUUGAACAAAAGAAAAGAGUCAAAUGUGCAAUAUGUUGGUGGUUGUCUUAUACUUCUUCAAAUAUGGUGUUAUGAGCACAUUGACCUGGCCCGACCAGACUUGAUAGAUGGCCACUUGAUGUUUCCCCGUGCAUGCCGAUGGGAAAAUAGUAGGUCUCAUCAGAGACAAUGGUUCACUGCAAAAUUUAGGGAACUGCAGGAUCAUCAGAUAACAUGGCAGCUUCAACCGACUUCUGAGGAGUUACAAUUUGAUGUUAUCAAUGAGUUAUUGGAGGUCGAGAGUUCCAGCAUAGACAACUCUUCAGAUGGUGGUUCAAUUAUUGCUGUUGUUGGACUCGAAAUAGAAUCAAUUGGGCAUUAUUCUAGUAAAGUACAAGCACAACAGGUAAAAGAGAUCGAUUUGAAGAAAUCAAUAGUAUCACAAAAUAAACCUGAAGUGCAAACACCAUCAACUUCAUGUGCUUCAGUAUUACACAAAGACGGCAUGGAGCUAUCAUCACAAUGCCAGAACUCUGAUAAAUUGACGAGAGUCAAGGUUGUUGGACCUCACCUGGAAUCAGAUGGGAGUAGUACCAGUGAAGAACAAGAGUCCAAUUUGAAUCAGUCA
Durio zibethinus is the source of this 1422-nucleotide messenger RNA. NCBI's taxonomy places the organism in Eukaryota, Viridiplantae, Streptophyta, Magnoliopsida, Malvales, Malvaceae. The record is from RefSeq and is a predicted model, not a curated record.